CGUUUGAGUCCGCUCGACAUCUCAUUGGAAGGUAAACUAAAUACGUUCAGCGCCAUCGUUUCACUACAACUCACGAAGUUUUUGACUUCUCGCGAAUCUAGCCGUUGACAAUGUCGGCCGGCUUUAACAGGGGACCUUCAUAUGGGUUUUCAGCGGAAGUGAAAAAUAAGAUUGCCCAGAAGUAUGACCAUCAGAAGGAGGAGGAGCUCAGGGUGUGGAUAGAGGAUGUGACCGGCUGCUCUAUCGGGCCAGACUUCCAGAAGGGUCUAAAGAAUGGCGUCACACUCUGUCAGCUGAUAAACAAACUUCAGCCAGGCUCUGUGAAAAAGAUCAACCAGUCUUCCAUGAACUGGCAUCAGCUGGAGAACCUGACUACCUUCACCAAAGCCAUCACCAUGUACGGCCUGAGGCCUCAUGAUAUAUUUGAGGCAAAUGAUCUGUUUGAGAGCGGCAACAUGACGCAGGUCCAGACUACACUGUUGGCGCUCGCUAGCAUGGCAAAGACCAAGGGCUGCCAGCCCCGGGUGGACAUCGGCAUCAAGUACGCCGACAAGCAGGAGCGGGCCUUCGACGAGGAGAAGAUGAAGGCGGGCCAGUGCGUCAUCGGCCUGCAGAUGGGAACCAACAAGUUAGCCAGCCAGGCGGGCAUGAACGCAUACGGCACCAGGAGACACCUGUACGACCACAAGUCCCAGACCCUGGCCCCCAUGGACAGCUCUACCAUCAGCCUGCAGAUGGGCACCAACAAGGGAGCCAGCCAGGCCGGCAUGACCGCCCCGGGUACGAGGCGCGCCAUCUACGACCAGAAGCUGGGAACAGACAAGUGCGACAACACCACCACGUCCCUGCAGAUGGGCUCCAACCAGGGCGCCAGUCAGAAGGGCCAGAACUUCGGCCUGGGACGGCAGAUCUAUGACGCCAAGUACUGCCCGGCGGGCGGCGAGGCGGCGGAGGGCGAGGAGAUGGCCGGCAGCGCCAGGGAGUACAUCCCCGAUUACCAGGACGAAGGCUACCAGGGUUACCAGGAGGAGGAGCCGCGGGUGUACCCCGACGAUGGGACCGACUAUUAGGAAGGGAGAGGGGAAAGACGUCCAAAGGAGGGAGGGGUUUGCUUGAAACAUUCCAAAUAUAGAAGCUCAAUGCAUUCAACUUCUCAUAGGUUGUUUUUAAACUCUGUGGUCAUUAAUUAUGUUGGUAAAAAAAACUGCCUCCCAUUGCUACAAUCAUCCCAACGAGCUGUAUUGUUGUAUUGUUUUAAUUUAUAGUUUUUUAAGGCCAUUGUCUUUUUGAGGGAAUUCCCGCUGGGAAUGCCAAUGUUCCUAGUUAAUUUUAUUUUUUAUAAAACUAGGGAUUGUAUAGUGAGCCAAAGACGCAGAUCCUAUAUUUUAAUCAAAAUACUUUACACUCCAGAAACCUGACAUUACGGGGUUACAUUUUUUAGUAGUCAAAUCAGGAAAUCUCUUAGACCAAAGAUCAAAACUGGCUGACUAUUGUACUAUUUGUGGCAGCAAAAACAUAAUAAUGUGAAUGUUACAACCGGUUCCAUUUGUUCAGUAUUUGUCAGUUUAUAUGACCCAUGACUUUUUUCUACUGGUUAAAUCCGAUGGGGAAACAAAAAACUGUGUUGUGGGAACAAAACCAUGGACUGUGACAUUCUGUCUUCACUCUCAGUUUAGUUUGUAUUUUUUUGUUUUUUUUUAUUAAGGAAAUAUUUUCCCUGUUUGUAUAACCAGUACAACUGUAGCCCAGCUUGUUUUCUUUGGAAUAAAGACAUUUUGUCGGUUGGAAGGGCAGGCCUUAAAGUACUCAAUGAGGGUUUUUAACAUUCCAAGCAAGAAUACUGGAUUCUAUGUGAACUAUGCGUUAGUGGCAUAAGGACCAAGCAUAUCAUUAUAUUACUAUGAGCAUACAAUGUAAUAAUUUAUGCCUAUUUCUUACCUGGACUGUAAACAUAAUUUGAUACUAUAAAUAGUAUAAAUGUGCUCAAGAUCCGUUUUUUUAGAUGAUACCUGAUGCCUUUUUGAGAUACAGUAUAUGCUUUUGACAAUAAAGUGUUCUAAAAAACGAA
Messenger RNA from Gadus macrocephalus (Pacific cod), 2068 nucleotides. It is a transcript of the gene cnn2, whose product is annotated as calponin 2. NCBI's taxonomy places the organism in Eukaryota, Metazoa, Chordata, Actinopteri, Gadiformes, Gadidae. Gene Ontology annotation, biological process: actomyosin structure organization. Bases 111 to 1070 code for a protein of 319 amino acids. The transcript is spliced from 7 exons. Gene Ontology annotation, molecular function: actin binding. The record is from RefSeq and is a predicted model, not a curated record.